Molecule: messenger RNA, 1203 nt
Organism: Geodia barretti
Lineage: Eukaryota; Metazoa; Porifera; Demospongiae; Tetractinellida; Geodiidae
Source: the annotation of a GenBank genome assembly
AUGACAGCUGAUACAACCGCCGCACGGGACUUUGUACUGCGGACCGCGCGGGAACACGACGUGAAGUUCAUUCGCCUGUGGUUCACCGACAUCCUGGGCAAGCUCGAGGGCUUCGCGAUCACCGCCGAUGACCUGGAGGACGCGCUGGACCGGGGCGUGGGGUUCGACGGCUCGGCCAUUGACGGAUUUGCCCGGCAUCACGAGAGCGACAUGCGGGCCUAUCCCGAUCCGGCCACCUUCACGCUGCUGCCCUGGCGUCCGCGCCAGAACGCCGUGGCCCGGAUGUUCUGCGACAUCCGACAGCCCCGGGGCCAGACCUUCCCCGGCGACCCGCGCCAGGUCCUGAGGCGGAACCUGGACAGGGCGGCGGAGAUGGGGUUCACCUAUAACGUCGGGGCCGAGCUGGAAUUCUUCUACCUGAAGAACGCCAGCGCUCCGGAGCUGCUGGACCACGACGGGUACUUUGACCAGCUUUCCAGCUACCCCGCCUCCGACCUGCGGCGGGAGACCGUGCUCAACCUCGCGGAGAUGGGCAUACCGGUGAAGUAUUCCCACCACGAAGGCGCGCCCAGCCAGCACGAGAUUGACCUGGAGUACACCGACGCCCUCACCAUGGCCGACAACCUGAUGACGGCCAAGCUGGUGAUCAAGGAGCUGGCACAGCUGCAGAACGUGUACGCCACGUUCAUGCCGAAACCGGUUUCGCGCAUCAAUGGCUCGGGUCUGCAUCUACACCAGUCCCUCUUCGCCGGCGAGGCCAACCGGUUCUACGACGCGGACGACGAGCAGUACCUGUCGACGCUGGGCAAGCAAUUCAUCGCGGGGCUGAUCGCCCACGCGCCGGAGAUAACCCUGGUGACCAACCAGUGGGUCAACUCCUACAAGCGGCUGAUCCCGGGUUACGAGGCGCCGGUGUACGUCUCCUGGACCCACGUGAACCGUUCCGAUCUGAUUCGCGUGCCCAGCUACGAGCGCGGGGAGGAAGCGUCCAUCCGCAUCGAGUACCGGUCUCCCGACCCGGCGUGCAACCCCUACCUGGCGUUCAGCGCCACCCGUCCGGCUGGGAGCUUGUCAUUGAUCAGCCACUGCCUGGGCAGAGGGAUGGCGUGGCCCACGUCGCUGUUCUCAGCGGCGUGGCCGUCUCGAUCGCCCUCGUCUCUGCUCAGUCCGCUCGCCCAACAUGGCCUUGCUCCACUGCACUAA